AUAUAUUUGUUAGCAUUAAUCGCAUUGACAAAUGUUAAUGCAUUUCAAUCAAACGAUAUCUAUCAAGAUGUGAGGGAUUCAAGAAAUUUUACGGGAAAAGUAGUUUUGGUGACCGGAAGUAGUAAUGGAAUCGGGGAACAAAUUACAAAACUAUUCUCGGCAUUGGGUGCCAGUGUUGUGGUCACCGGUAGGAAAGAGGCAGAGGUUCAGAAAGUGGCCAAAGAAGUGCAAGAAUUGUCCCCAAAACAGCUCAAGCCGUUAGAGGUUGUGGCGGAUCUGACCAAAGAUGAAGAUAUUGAGCGUCUGUUCAAUGAGACAAUUAAGACAUUCAAUAGAUUGGAUGUAUUGGUCAAUAACGCCGGUCUGUAUUUGUCAGCCAAUGGAACCGAUAAAGACUUUUUGGAUGUAUUGGACAAAUCAGAGAGGAUUGAUGUCCGCACUUCACUACAACUCAUACGUCUGAGUGUCCCGUAUUUGCAAAAGACAAACGGAUCGGUAGUUAAUAUGGGCAGUACUUACACGGAAAGAUCGCAAAAAUCUCUGUUGGCCUACGAUUUGGCCAAACAAUCGCUGACAACCAUAACCAAUGUAUUGGCCAUAGAGUUGGGUCCACAGGGUAUACGACUUAAUACUGUUAGUCCGAGUAUUGUUCAAUCAUACGAUGGUAUGGAUGCUCUGGCAAAGAAAUGUGCCAAAUAUGCACCACUCGGACGAAUAGCCUUUCCCAUAGAUAUAGCCAAAGGAGUGAUAUUUUUGGCUUCAAGUGACGCUCAGUUCAUAACCGGUCAUAACCUGGUCAUUGAUGGCGGACUCAAGUAUAAUUUGGACUCGGACUUUAUAAAUCGUGUUUGA
Molecule: messenger RNA, 852 nt
Organism: Oppiella nova
Lineage: Eukaryota; Metazoa; Arthropoda; Arachnida; Sarcoptiformes; Oppiidae
Source: the annotation of a GenBank genome assembly